CCCAGGCCGAAUUGUUGGAGCUCUUGAGCCCCCCACCGUUCAACCAGAAGAAAUGUGUUCCUCCCGAUGCUGUGAUCUUGACAUCUCCUGAAGAGCGUUGGUGGAGGUCUGAUUCGCCCCGUCUGCCUGGGGACGAGUUUGCGGACGUGCCACCACCAAAGCAGUCGGAUCCCUCCCUGUCAGCCACUUCGGGAUCAAAGGGCCACGGGCUUCGUUCGGGACCCAUCUUGUUCCAAACCACCUCGCAGACGGGCUGCGGCACGGCGGCGCACUUCAAGAUGGAGGAAGGAGUCCCUCCAGUGAUCUCGGGCUUCAGCGGUCACUUCCCGGGAAAGCAGGGAGCCAACAUCAUCGGUGCCACCUUCGAUAAGUCCUACACAGAGUCCUUGUCUCAUACCAUCUCCCUGGGAAAAUGAUGCCAGUCGUUUGUGGCCAGCCACGGUGAAGUGCGACAGCAAUGGAUCGAGGCUCGAGG
Messenger RNA from Cladocopium goreaui, 475 nucleotides. Lineage: Eukaryota; Dinophyceae; Suessiales; Symbiodiniaceae. The record is from the annotation of a GenBank genome assembly.